UGGCGUGGUGGCGGUGGAGGCCGGGAGGAGGAGAGCGGUGUGGCUGUGUUUCCCGCCAGUGUGGUGUUGAGAGUGCACGGGAGCAGGAGCGGGAGACCACAGCCAGCCGCAGCCUCACAAUGAGCGACCACGAGGAUGAGCACACCAUCGCCGAGGACUUGGUGGUGACCAAGUACAAGAUGGCCGGCGAGAUCGUGAACCGCGUCUUAAAACUACUUGUGGCAAAGUGUGUACCCUUGGCAUCAGUGCGUGACAUCUGUGCAGAGGGCGAUCGUUUAUUGGAGGAGGAAACUAGCAAAGUUUUUAAAAAAGAAAAGGAUUUAAAGAAGGGUAUAGCCUUUCCAGUUUGUGCUUCAGUUAACAACUGCAUCAAUCACUACUCCCCACUUGCUUCUGAGGGUGAUACAAUUCUACAAGAUGGCGAUUUAGUUAAAAUUGAUAUGGGUGCACACAUCGAUGGGUUUAUUGCAGUGGUAGGACACACUGUCGUCGUUGGGGCAUCUAAAGAGAAUAAGAUAAAAGGACGUCGAGCAGAUGUGAUGCUUGCAGCACACCAUGCAGCAGAGGCAGCCUUACGCCUAGUUAAACCUGGCAAUCAAAACUUUUCAGUUACGGAUACUGUCACUAAGAUUGCAGAAGUAUUUAAGUGUAAGCCAGUGGAGGGUAUGCUGUCCUUCCAACUCCAACAAGGACGGAUAGACGGAGAAAAAACUAUCAUUCAGAAUCCAACAGAAGCUCAGCGUAAGGAGGUUGAAAAGCAAGACUUUGAGACGCAUGAAGUUUAUGGUGUUGAUGUCAUAGUUUCUACUGGAGAAGGCCAGGGCAAGGAAGCAGAAGCACGUGUCACAGUCUUCAGGAAAACAGAAGAAAGUUACAGUUUGAAACUCAAGGCUUCUCGAGAAUUCUUCAGCAAGGUCCAGAAAAACCAUGGAACAAUGCCUUUUAAUAUUAGGUCAUUUGAUGAUGAGAAGAAGGCACGAUUGGGGGUAACGGAGUGUGUGGCUCACAAGCUGGUGGACCCAUACCCUGUCCUGUGGGAGAAGACUGGUGAGUUUGUUGCUCAGUUCAAGUUUACUGUGCUAUUAAUGCCAGGUGGCCAGCACAAGAUCACUGGCCUGCAGCUCGACACUGACAUGUUGGAGUCAGAUUACAAGAUAGAAGAUCCUGAAUUGAAGCAAGUAAUUUCUGCAUCCAUUAGCAACAAGGCUGCGAAGAAGAAGAAGAAGAAGGCUGAGAAGGAAGCGGCGACUGUUGUAAAAAAUGAGGACUAGCGCCACUGAUUUAGCAUUGUCAAACCCCAGUAAACACCCAUUGAUCCAAGUGGAACAAUUUGGUGUGUGUUCCCAGGAGAAGUUCCUUAAAUGUCAGUACUAAUAUUAUUUCCCUUUAUUCUAUCAUUCUCACCCUUUUGGUUAUUCAUACCAGUUACUUCACUUGUACUUGCAAUAAUGUUUGCUUCUUUAUUUAUAGUGAAUCACAAACCAGUUUUUUUUUUUCUGUGGUGAGCUCUCUUCAGUUGACUUUUUGUACUUAGUUUCCUUAUAGAAUCUUAUAUUAUGUAUGGUUUUUAUACUGUGUGUUUUGUGAUAAUUUUAUUUUUGCUAGUACAGAAAGGAACUAAUUUGACGUGCAAGGGAUCUGGGCAAUGUUUGUCACGGGUUGAUAAGUUCAAUGUAACGUAAAUUGAGUGUAUCAUUCCAGCCGCAUUUUUAAUGACCCCAACAUCUUUGGUAUCACUGCUGCCUUCGAAUUGUAUGCCGGGACUUGAUAUUUCAUAUCCCAAAGUAUAAUACUGUACAAGGCAGGAUGUUCCUGGGUUUAUUCUAGUAGGUGGGUUGGUUACUGCUAGCACAAUCAGUCUGCAAGUUUGACUUUUAUGUUGAAAUAUUUUUGACAUUUCUAAAUUUUGUGCUAGUGAAACAACUUGGUCUAUACUGGUAGCCCCAGAAAACUGGCCAAGUGGGAUUUUGCACUAUCAACCCCACCCUUGUUGACUACCAAUCAUGUGCACUUGCAACAGGUCCCCUAUCCAGUGUCUUUGCCUCAGAGGUAAUUUUGUAUAUCCUUUGUACAGAUCUGUAGGUAAGGUAAAUCACCCACAUGCACUAUCAUGUAUAUUACAGUAUAUGCAAAUAAAAUUGUAUCAAUGUGGCUGCCUUCAUUUUAAAAUUAAUACUUUGUAAAUUAGAUUGAACCUGUUGGCAUGCAGUUUUAGUGGAAUUAUAGAAUGUCUUUGACAACUGGCAUCUUCAUAUUGAGUUUUAAAGGUUGUGGUGAGCCAAAUCUUGCAUUAAUAACUUGUGGCUAAGCAGAUGAUCCUUAUAUUCCAUUUCCAAGAAAGUCUAAAAUAGUAAAGUUAAGCUAAUUUGCUGGGAUUCAUUAGUCACUUUCUCUUUUAAUGGAGAUUGUUUUAAUUAUAUCUGUGACAUGGAAUUAAAGCAGUCCUCGAUUUAUUUUAUCUAAGCAAUAUCAAUACAGUACUUUCCUAUUAAGAAACAGAAUUGUAAGUGGGUGACUAGGUAUACAGUUGGUGGGUUUUUAAUUUCUUUUCCUGGUGUAUGGACAAGUAUGAAAUAUCUUUUCAUCUCUAAAUUGGAUGCCCUUAUCACAUGUGCCCAUCAGUUUGGGAAUAUUUUAUUCCCAAGCUAACUUUAGAGCCUUGCUGAAUAUUAAAGUUCAACUUAACAUGUUUAAAAAACGCUUGAUAGCUCUUACCAUGCCGUUUUCUUUGAUGUGAAAGUGAUAAAAUGUAUGUGUGAGGUUUUUAAAUUUUAUUAAUAUGGAGAGCUGCAGUAAACCCCCUCCCCCCCUUUUUUGUUUUGUUUGGAAGGCUAUUAAUUUGUAUAUUCUCAGCUGGAUGCAAGUUGGGAUUGUUUUCUGGGGGUUGCAAUAAAUUUUUAAACAAUGAAAGCAAAGGACAUCUGGCUUGUCACAAAUCCACCAUACUUUUAAGGUGGGAGAGAUUGGGUUAUGCAUUAGAACUGAUAAUUUAAUUUGCAAUAUCAUUGAUUUGGUUAAGUGAAAUUGUUUAGAUAAGCAGCACAAUCUGACUAUUGAAAAUCUAUAUAUAAAUAUACAUAUAUAUAUUUUUUUUGUAAACACACAUACAGACAUGGUUUACGUUCAUAAUGUUAAACAUAGAGCAUCUCAUCACUCACCCUUUCCCUGUCCACUAACUAUAAUAGAUGGGUAAUGACAGAAAACUGGGUUAUGAAAAUGUGCCGGGUUGAACGAGGUUUAACGUAUACUGUAUUUACAAAAUAUUGAACUGGAUCACAAUGCUGUAUAUAAAAAGUUUAAAAGUGGGCAUACAUAUUAGUUGAAAAUUUCUUAAAUGCUAAGUCAUUUGUAUUGUUCUUACUGUACACUAUCAUUACUAUGGUUUUGUUGUCAUAUAGCCCAUUGUGUGUUUUUAGUACUGUCUGGCCUAGCAAUAUAUAUUAGUGAAGGUUGGGGGCGAAAACAAAACGGAUUUAGUGAUGCCGGACAUUUUGUACGCAGGUUUUCAGAUCCAAAAAUAAACCUUGUUCACA
Molecule: messenger RNA, 3533 nt
Organism: Procambarus clarkii (red swamp crayfish)
Lineage: Eukaryota; Metazoa; Arthropoda; Malacostraca; Decapoda; Cambaridae
Product: proliferation-associated protein 2G4
Source: RefSeq, a predicted model, not a curated record